AUGACCACCUCCCCAUUCCCUCGUACAUCCUCUCCCCCCGCCAGCCUGGCCGACUCAGAAGACCAACCCACCCACACCAUCACAGCCCCCUCCGCCUCCGUCUCCCUAACCCACUCCCCCCUCUCCAUCCCGACCGCCACAACCUUCGUGCGCUCCCCCUCCGCGGGCGCAAGCGUCCUCUUCGCCGGCUCCACUCGUGACAACUUCGAAUCCAAACCCGUCCUACGUCUGACCUAUAGCGCCUACAUUCCCCUCGCUUUGCGAACACUCCUCACCAUUGCGAUUGCGGUGAAAGAGAAACACGCUCUUGCGGCGAUAUAUAUCGUGCAUAGACUGGGCGAGUGUCCGGUCGGCGAGGAAAGUGUGCUGGUGGCGGUCAGUGCACCGCAUAGGGGUGCGGCGUGGAGGGGUGGGGAGGAAGCGCUUGAGAGGGUGAAGGGGGAGGUGGAGAUUUGGAAGAGGGAGAUUUUUGAGGGGGAGGAUGGGGCCGAGGGCGAGGGGGUUUGGAGGGCCAAUGCUGAGGACGGGCAGGGGCAGAGGGCGCAGGCAAAUGG
Molecule: messenger RNA, 554 nt
Organism: Bacidia gigantensis
Lineage: Eukaryota; Fungi; Ascomycota; Lecanoromycetes; Lecanorales; Ramalinaceae
Exons: 1
Biological process (GO): Mo-molybdopterin cofactor biosynthetic process
Cellular component (GO): cytosol
Molecular function (GO): molybdopterin synthase activity
Source: RefSeq, a predicted model, not a curated record